This is a messenger RNA of Blepharisma stoltei, 504 nucleotides long. The record is from the annotation of a GenBank genome assembly. Lineage: Eukaryota; Ciliophora; Heterotrichea; Heterotrichida; Blepharismidae.
AUGCGUUGAGAGAAUAAAUUCAGAGAAGAGCACCAAAAGACAAGGGGCAUUGAGCUUGGAACGAAAAUUAUCAAUAUUAAUGAAGAACAGAUAAAUUUUAUAUUGUGGGAUACUUAUAGCGAUGAAAGACUCAUUCAGAUUACUAGAGCCUGCUUCAGAGGUACAGCAGCAGCAUUCAUAAUUUAUGACGUCACAAGAAGAGAGAGCUUUGAACAUCUGGACUAUUGGGUUUAUGAAAUAUCGACUUAUGGCCCUAAAGAUGCUGUAGCAGUCUUGAUUGGAAAUAAAGUUGAUAUAGAAGAGGAAAGAAAAGUUUUAUUUGAAGAAGGCCAAAAAUUUGCAAAUGAUCACCAAAUGAUUUAUUUCGAAACUUCAGCUAAAACUGGGUUGAAUAUUGAAAAUUUGAUUAAUUUUGUUUCAGCUGAAAUUUUGACCAAAAUCAGAAAUGGGCAGAUAGACAUAGAGGCUGAUAGUAAUGGGAUUAAACUCUCAAGGCUAAAAUAA